AUGAUUAUUCCAAGAAUAAGCUUUUCCGCUUGCGGGAAUGAAGUUAUAUUGUUUGAUGAUUCCAAGUGCAAUGAAGUUAUAUUGUCUGACGAUUCUGAAUGCAAUGAAACUCUGAAGUUUGAUGAUUCUGAAUGCAAUGAAGUUGCAUUGUCUGAUAAUUCUGAAUGCAAUGAAGCUACAUUGUCUGAUGAUUCUGAAUGCAAUGAAGCUACAUUGCCUGAUGAUUCUGAAUGCAAUGAAGCUACAUUGCCUGAUGAUUCUGAAUGCAAUGAAAUUCUGAAGUUUGAUGAUUCUGAAUGCAAUCUGUAUGCGUUACAAAUGAAAAAUAACCUACCAUUUCUACAUUUUAUUAUACAGAAAUUGCGAAGUUAUAAAAUUAAUCGUAUUGGAAACGACAAGUUUAAUAGUUUUAAUAGAAUAAAAUAA
Molecule: messenger RNA, 426 nt
Organism: Loa loa (African eye worm)
Lineage: Eukaryota; Metazoa; Nematoda; Chromadorea; Rhabditida; Onchocercidae
Exons: 2
Coding region: 1-426 (141 amino acids)
Source: RefSeq, a predicted model, not a curated record